Monopterus albus (swamp eel) is the source of this 3307-nucleotide messenger RNA. It is a transcript of the gene cdh26.1, whose product is annotated as cadherin 26, tandem duplicate 1. Lineage: Eukaryota; Metazoa; Chordata; Actinopteri; Synbranchiformes; Synbranchidae. The coding region runs from base 90 to 2594 and encodes 834 amino acids. The record is from RefSeq and is a predicted model, not a curated record. Gene Ontology annotation, cellular component: catenin complex; plasma membrane; adherens junction. Gene Ontology annotation, molecular function: beta-catenin binding; calcium ion binding; cadherin binding. The transcript is spliced from 19 exons. Gene Ontology annotation, biological process: calcium-dependent cell-cell adhesion; multicellular organism development; adherens junction organization.
UGUGGGCUGUCGUCCAUGCACACUUGUUCAACCUGCGUCUAACCUGUCGGGAGCACUUCUAGCGAGGAUACCAAGCAAAGUGGACCAAGAUGAGGACAGUUUCCCUGCUUCUGUUGGUGGCAUUUAUAUCCUUGGCUGAGUCUCAUGGUGAGGGCCACAAGAAGCGUGCCAAGCGGGAGCUUCUGGCACGUUCCAAAAGAAGGUGGGUUUUGUCUACAAUUGAAGUAGUAGAGGAAGAUCCUGGGCCGUACCCGAAAAUAAUCUCACAGAUGCAUAACGACCAGGCUAGAGAGAAUGGCCACAAAUUCCGUUUAAGUGGAAUGGGUGUCACUGAGAAUCCACUAGGAGUGUUCGCCAUUGAUGAAGAUACCGGAACCGUCUAUGCUCUUAAACCCAUUGACAGGGAAGAAUGCGACCUCUUCCAUAUCAAGUUUGAUAUCUUGGACAAACAGACCGGUAGAAAUAUAGACAGGGACCUAGCUAUUGAUGUAGAAAUAAAGGACAUCAACGACAACGCACCUACAUUUUCCUACCCUCGAAUGAAUGCCAGUGUAAAGGAAAACACACCAGAGGGGUACUUGCCAGUGCAGCUGCAGGUCACAGACAGAGAUAAGAGGGAUACACCUAAUUCUACAGUCACCAUCAGUAUAAUUUCACAAAACCCACAGGAGCCCAAGAUUGAUGUGCAUCAGAUUGACCAAAGAAUGGCCCAACUCACCGUUAAAGGAUGCUUUAACUAUGAUAAAGUAAAUAAGUAUGAAGUUGUUGUUCAAGCAAAAGAUCAUGGAACACCAUCUCUGUCCUCCACCACUGUGGUUACUCUCAAUAUUCUUGACACAAACAGUCAUCCGCCAACAUUUAGGGACAAUAAGUACCAAAGUGAGGUGUUAGAAGCAGUCACCAAACAUAAUGUUUUGAGAGUUGCAGUAGAUGACAAAGACACUCCUAAAACUCCUGGCUGGCGUGCAAAAUACUUCUUCAUUAAAGGGAAUGAGGAAGAACACUUCAAAAUUGAAACUGACCCGGAGACAAAUGAAGGUAUUCUGAGUGUCAUCAAGGGCCAGGACUUUGAGAAGACCAGUUUUACCACAUUGCAGAUUGGAGUGCAGAAUGAGGAACCCUUAUUUAUUUGUAAAAAUGAAUCACCCCUUAGCAGAAGUGCACUUCCACCUCCGCAUUCAGUCAGUGUCACAGUCAAAGUGAUUGAUGCCAAUGAUCCACCUGAGUUUGAGAAAGGAACAGUUCACAUACAUCAGAAGGAAGAGGAGCCACCAGGAAAGUUGCUUUUCACUCCAAAUGUCAAAGAUGCCGACUCAAACGUAUCACACAUCAGAUAUGUGCUGUUAGAAGAUCGAGCCAACUGGGUAGCCGUGGAUAAGACAACAGGAAAGAUAACAACAACUAAGAAGAUGGACAGAGAGUCCCCUUUUGUUAAUAACAGUGUUUACAAAAUUGUCAUCAGUGCCAUAGAUGAUGGUGAGCCUCCAGCCACAGGUACAUGCACUAUCCUGGUCCAUCUGCGGGAUAUCAAUGACAACACGCCUAAGCUGGUCAACAGUAGUGUCAUUAUGUGUGAAAACAAGGUUAACAAGGUCAUGGUGCCUGCCAAGGACUUAGACCUGCCUCCUUUCAGUGGGCCCUUCAUCUUCUCCCUGGGGGGUGAUGACAAAAAUGUGAAGCAGCGCUGGAAACUAGAUCCCGCCACCGGUCAGGAAGGUGGCCUUGUUAGUGUGACGAUGCUUCCUUAUGGUAAAUACUCAGUGCCCCUGGUUAUUGCGGACCAGCAGAAUAUGGCUGGACAUGACACUCUGGAAGUGAUGGUGUGUGAGUGUGGAGAAGUCAACGUUUGCCGUAGCAAAAAGCCAAUCUCGUCCAGCCUCGGGGCACCUGGCAUUGGACUGAUUUUCGCAGGAUUGCUCUUAUUUCUGUUACUGCUACUGAUCUUUGCAUGUCAGUGUGGAAAGAAGGAGCUCCCCAUGGUGCAGGAUGAGGGCAACCAGACCCUGAUCAAGUACAACCAGGAAGGAGGGGGCUCUGCAUGCACAGCCGAACCCAUUCUGCUCCAGACACCUACAAAUGAUGUAGCUGUGACAGAUGGCCUAAUACAGGCCACAGUGCAGAUGUCUCAGAUGCCUCCACUAAUGACCCAGGAAAUGAAUAUGUACAGCAGCUCAGGCCUCAGCAUGAUGAGCUCUCACAUGACUUCACUGGGAGUGCAACCUCCAAGAGGUUCUCUCAGAAGCCAUGAAGGGCAGACCAUGUACUCUACACAGACUGCGAACAGGAUGAACACCUACCAACAGGGCAGAUCACCAAGGUACCAUGACUCUUUAGGCCUGUGGGCAAAUCAACAUAUUGCAGAUCACAUCAACAGGAAAUUCAACAUGAUCGAUGGAGACCAGGUAGACUACCCAGUGUACCGCCCCUACAAAUAUGCAUACGAAGGACAGGGCAGCAAAUGCCAGUCACUGGAUGAGCUGUCACUCAGCAACCUGGGAGAUGAUUUGAAGUUUCUGAAUGAUUUGGGGCCCAAGUUCAAGACCCUGGGAGGAAUCUGUCACCAGGCAAUUCAAGAAAAAAACAUACAGCUUUAAAGGGCAUGGCUGGAAUGUGAUUUUUAUAUUAAGCAGGUAUCUGGCAUCUAUCCAUGACACAAGGAUCUAAGAGAGGUUGUAUUUUGUUUGAUUCAAGAUGGAAUUAAUACUGUUCCAUGACAACAUUUAGUUAAAUAAGCUGAUUCCUGUGGGAUGUUACCUCUCUGGAAGAGCUCAAACUGCUCCAGAUGGCUUUAAAUCAAGUCUUAAAGGGGUUUAUAAAGGUGCUACCCAAGGAUCAAUAUUAGGCCCAUUGCUUUUUUUAUCCUGUACAUGAGUAACAUUUAUUUUCCAAACCAACAUUGCAAUGCACAUGAUAUUAUCUUGUAUGCCAUUGGGCUGCAUUUGAAGGCAUGCAGACCUCUCUGUUUAACUUACAGUAAAGCUUGUUCUAAACUCCAGAAAAACUAAAUGUAUGCUGUGUAUCUCAGUCACUGAAAUUCCCAAUCCUAUCCAAGUUCUAAAUCGAGAUGCAAUUAAUUCAGUCCAGCAUUAUAAAAUACUUUAGAAUUUGGUUAGAUACACAGUACUAAAUUGCCUUACAAAAUUUAUGUUCUUGUACUUUUUCCUCAGAAAUUUAAAAAUCUGAUUUUUUAUUUAUCUUGAAAAAGAGCUUGUUUCUCCUUUAACAAGAGAAGUAUCAUUAUACAACCCACUAUACUAUUUAUAUUAGAUUACAGACAUAUCUUUUAUGCUCCUGUGGCUGGCGCCAC